GCAUUAACGAGCGACAGACAUCAGGUGUGUAGGUUGGUGAGGCCAUUAUACUACCCACCAAGAUGGUGGCCUUGUCACUAAAGAUAUGUGUACGUCAGUGCAAUGUGGUGAAGACGAUGCAGUUUGAGCCAUCCACGCCUGUGUAUGACGCCUGCAGAAUCAUCAGAGAGAGAGUACCGGAAGCCCAGACAGGACAAGCCUCAGAUUAUGGCCUCUUCCUGUCUGACGAUGAUCCCAGGAAAGGAAUCUGGCUCGAGUCUGGAAGAACCCUGGAUUACUACAUGCUGCGAAAUGGAGACGUCUUGGAGUAUAAGAAGAAACAAAGGCCGCAAAAGAUCAAAAUGCUGGAUGGUGCCAUUAAAACCAUCAUGGUGGAUGACUCAAAAACAGUCGGGGAGCUGCUCGUCACCAUAUGCAGUAGAAUAGGAAUCACCAACUAUGAGGAGUACUCCCUCAUUCAAGAGGUGGCGGAGGACAAGAAGGAGGAUGGGAUGGGGACGCUGAAGAAAGACAGAACGCUGCUGCUACGAGACGAGAGGAAGAUGGAAAAGCUCAAAGCCAAACUCCACACAGAUGAUGACUUGAACUGGCUGGACCACAGCAGAACAUUCAGAGAGCAAGGAGUGGAGGAGAGCGAGACUCUGCUGCUCAGGCGCAAGUUCUUCUAUUCGGACCAGAAUGUGGACUCACGGGACCCUGUCCAGCUAAACCUGCUCUAUGUUCAGGCUAGGGAUGAUAUAUUGAAUGGAUCCCACCCUGUCUCCUUUGAUAAAGCUUGCGAGUUCGCAGGAAUCCAGGCUCAGAUCCAGUUCGGACCCCACGUGGAGCACAAGCACAAGCCCGGAUUCCUGGACCUGAAGGAGUUCCUACCUAAAGAGUACAUCAAGCAGAGAGGGUCCGAGAAGAAAAUAUUCCAAGAACAUAAGAACUGCGGAGAGAUGACGGAGAUUGAGGCAAAAGUGAAGUAUGUGAAGCUCGCCAGGUCCCUGCAGACGUACGGAGUGUCCUUCUUCCUGGUGAAAGAAAAGAUGAAGGGUAAAAAUAAGCUGGUGCCGAGGCUGCUGGGGAUAACCAAAGAGUCGGUGAUGCGAGUGGAUGAGAAGACGAAGGAUGUGGUGCAGGAGUGGCCUCUGACAACAGUCAAGAGAUGGGCUGCCUCCCCCAAGAGCUUCACCCUGGAUUUUGGAGAGUACCAGGAGAGUUACUACUCUGUCCAGACCACAGAGGGAGAGCAGAUAUCCCAACUUAUUGCUGGAUACAUUGACAUCAUACUUAAAAAGAAGCAGAGUAAAGAUCGUUUUGGCCUUGAGGGAGAUGAGGAAUCCACCAUGCUGGAAGAAUCUGUUUCCCCCAAGAAGUCCACAAUUUUGCAGCAGCAGUUCAAUCGGGUGGGUCGUGUGGAGCACGGCUCAGUAGCACUUCCUGGUAUAAUUCGGUCAGGAUCCAUCGGCGGCCCCGACACCUUUAAUAUGGGGGUUAUGCCCUCUGCCCAGCAGCAAAUCACCACAGGGCAGAUGCACAGAGGACACAUGCCCCCUCUGAGUCUGGCGCAGCAGGCCCUGAUGGGGACCAUCAACAGCAGUAUGCAGGCUGUGCAGCAGGCCCAAGCUGACCUGGGACAUGUUGAUAAUCUUCCUCCACUGGGCCAUGACUUGGCGUCCAGGGUUUGGGUUCAGAACAAAGUGGAUGAAUCCAAACACGAAAUCCACUCUCAGGUUGAUGCUAUCACCGCUGGAACAGCAUCUGUGGUCAAUCUCACAGCAGGUGAGCCCACAGAAACUGACUACACAGCAGUGGGCUGUGCCAUCACCACCAUCUCCUCCAAUCUCACGGAGAUGUCCAAGGGUGUCAAGCUGCUCGCUGCGUUAUUGGACGAUGAGGUGGGCAGUGGACACAAGCUCAUGGGUGCCGCCAGAAUGCUGGCAGGAGCUGUAUCGGAUCUGCUGAGAUCUGUUGAGCCUGCAGCCGCUGAGCCCAGACAGACGGUGCUGACUGCGGCAGGAAGCAUUGGACAGGCCAGCGGGGACCUGCUCCGUCACAUGGGGGAGGGCGAGACCGAUGAGAAGUUCCAGGACACCCUGAUGAAUCUGGCCAAAGCAGUGGCCAAUGCAGCUGCUAUGUUAGUCCUGAAGGCCAAGAACGUGGCCCAGGUGGCCGAGGACACCAUAUUGCAGAACCGGGUGAUCGCAGCUGCCACUCAGUGUGCCCUGUCCACCUCACAGCUGGUAGCCUGCACCAAGGUGGUGAGCCCAACCAUCAGCUCCCCAGUGUGUCAGGAGCAGCUUGUCGAGGCCGGGAAGCUGGUGGACCGUUCGGUGGAAACCUGCGUCAAAGCUUGCCGCUCGGCCAGCGACGACGGCGAGCUGCUGAAGCAAGUCGGGGCAGCAGCUGGUGUGGUGAGCCAGGCCCUCAGUGACCUGCUGCAGCAUGUCCGCCACUACGCCAGCUGUGGAGAGCCCAUCGGACGCUAUGACCAGGCCACGGACACAAUCAUGAACGUGACAGAGAACAUUUUCACUUCCAUGGGUGAUGCUGGUGAGAUGGUGCGUCAGGCCAGGGUGUUGGCCCAAGCCACCUCUGACCUGGUCACUGCCAUGAGAUCUGAUGCGGAGGCGGAAGUGGAUGUUGACAACUCCAAGAAACUUCUGGCUGCAGCCAAACUCCUGGCUGAUGCCACAGCUCGGAUGGUGGAGGCUGCGAAGGGGGCGGCUGCCUACCCAGAGAAUGAGGACCAGCAGCAGAGGCUCAGAGAGGCAGCUGAGGGCCUCCGUGUUGCCACUAAUGCUGCAGCUCAGAAUGCAAUAAAGAAAAAACUGGUCAACAGGCUGGAGAUAGCUGCAAAGCAGGCGGCGGCUGCUGCUACUCAGACCAUCGCAGCUGCCCAAAAUGCUGCAGCUUCCAACAAGAACACUGUCUCACACCAACAGCUAGUACACAGCUGCAAAGCAGUAGCAGAUACCAUUCCCCAGUUGGUGCAGGGCAUGAGGAGCAGCCAGGCCCAGCCUGAGGAGCUGGGGGCCCAGCUCACCCUCAUCAUGGCCAGCCAGAGCUUCUUACAGCCUGGAAGUAAGAUGGUGACGUCUGCAAAGUCAGCAGUUCCGACGGUGGCUGACCAGGCUGCUGCUAUGCAACUUGGCCAGUGUGCCAAGAACCUGGCUACCUGCCUGGCAGAGCUCAGGACUGCCACCCAGAAGGCCCAUGAAGCAUGUGGCCCUCUGGAGAUCGACUCAGCCCUCAAAACAGUGCAGACCCUCAAGAGUGAGCUUCAGGAUGCCAAGAUGUCUGUCAUUGAAGGCCAACUCAAGCCUCUUCCUGGGGAAACGCUGGAGAAGUGUGCUCAGGAUUUGGGAAGUACAUCUAAGGCUGUGGGCUCCUCCAUGGCCCAGCUGCUAACAUGUGCUGCACAAGGCAAUGAACAUUAUACAGGUGUGGCUGCCAGAGAAACAGCACAGGCUUUGAGGACAUUGGCCCAAGCAGCCAGAGGCGUGGCAGCCAGCACCAAGGAGCCGCAGGCUGCGGCCGCAAUGCUCGACUCAGCCCAGUGUGUCAUGGAGGGCUCGGCCAUGUUGAUCCAUGAGGCCCAUCAGGCCCUGGUUCAUCCUGGAGAUGCUGAGAGUCAGCAGAGACUGGCACAGGUGGCCAAAGCAGUGUCACACUCCCUGAAUAAUUGUGUGAAUUGCCUGCCAGGCCAGAAGGAUGUUGACAUGGCCCUCAGGAGCAUUGGAGAGGCCAGCAAGAAGCUGCUGGUGGACAUUCUCCCUCCCUGCAGUAAGACAUUCCAGGAGGCCCAGACUGAUCUGAACCACACGGCAGCUGAACUCAACCACUCUGCAGGCGAGGUCGUCCACUCCUCUCGUGGAACAAGCAGCCAGCUGGCUGCGGCCUCGGGGAAGUUCAGCCAAGACUUUGAUGAGUUCCUGGAUGCCGGCAUUGAGAUGGCAGGACACACCCAAAGCAAGGAUGACCAGAUCCAAGUAAUUGGUAAUCUGAAGAACAUCUCCAUGGCGUCCAGUAAGCUGCUGCUGGCUGCCAAGUCUCUCUCUGUGGAUCCAGGUGCAGCCAAUGCUAAGAAUCUUCUAGCUGUGGCAGCAAGGGCGGUGACAGAGAGUAUUAACCAGCUGAUCACGCUCUGUACUCAGCAAGCAGCAGGACAAAAGGAGUGUGACAACGCCUUGAGGGAGUUGGAGGCGGUCAGAGGGCUCCUAGAUAAUCCCAACGAGCCUGUCAAUGAACUUUCCUACUUUGACUGCAUUGAGAGUGUCAUGGAAAACUCAAAGGUCCUCGGAGAGUCAAUGGCAGGCAUUUCUCAGCACUGUAAGACAGGUGAUGUAGUAGCCUUCGGGGAGAGCGUGGGCGUGGCGUCCAAAGCACUGUGUGGGCUGACGGAGGCUGCAGGACAGGCGUCUUAUCUUGUAGGUGUGUCUGAUCCCAAUAGUCAGUCAGGCCACGAGGGGCUGGUGGAUCCCAUCCAGUUUGCAAGAGCCCACCAGGCUAUACAGAUGGCUUGUCAGAACUUAGUGGACCCAGCCAGCAGCCCCUCACAGGUCUUGUCCGCAGCAACAAUUGUAGCAAAACACACCUCAGCUCUCUGUAACGCCUGCCGCCUGGCUUCCUCUAAGACCUCCAACCCUGUGGCUAGGAGACAGUUUGUGCAGUCAGCCAAAGAGGUGGCCAACACCACAGCCAACCUCGUCAAAACCAUCAAGGUCAACUCCCCAACUGAUCAAAACGCCUUAGAUGGGGAUUUUUCUGAGGAGAACAGAAACAGGUGCCGUGUUGCUACAACCCCUCUCCUUGAGGCUGUAGAAAACCUCUCAACCUUUGCCAGCAACCCUGAGUUUGCGAGCAUCCCGGCUCAGAUCAGCAAUGAGGGCUCAGCAGCACAGGAGCCUAUUGUGUAUUCAGCCCGUUCCAUGCUCGAUAGCUCCACUUACCUUUUAGAAACGGCCCGCUCACUGGUCCUCAACCCCAAAGAUCCUCCCACCUGGUCCAUACUAGCUGGCCACUCCAGGACGGUUUCUGACUCCAUCAAGAGCCUCAUCACCUCCAUUAGGGACAAGGCACCAGGACAGAGGGAGUGUGAUUACUCCAUUGAUAACAUCAAUAAGUGUAUCCGGGACAUUGAGCAAGCUUCCCUAGCCGCUGUUGGUCAGACUCUGCCCUGCAGAGAUGAUAUCUCCAUGGAAGCGCUCCAGGAGCAGCUGACAUCCUCUGUGCAGGAGAUUGGGCAUCUGAUUGAUCCUGUCUCCACCGCAGCCCGAGGCGAAGCUGCCCAACUAGGACACAAGGUGACCCAGCUGGCCAGUUACUUCGAUCCCCUCAUUGUGGCAUCGGUUGGCCUGGCCUCGAAGCUCCACGACCACCAGCAGCAGAUGACCAUCCUGGACCAGACCAAGACCCUGUCUGAGUCUGCCUUACAGAUGCUCUAUGCUGCCAAGGAAGGCGGAGGAAAUCCAAAGGCGUCCCACACCCACGAUGCCAUCUCUGAAGCAGCCCAGCUCAUGAAGGAAGCAGUGGACGACAUUAUGGUGACUUUGAAUGAGGCGGCCAGUGAGGGAGGCAUGGUCGGGGGCAUGGUGGAGUCCAUCGCUGAGGCCAUGGGCCGGCUGGAUGAAGGAACACCCCCUGAACCUGAGGGCUCCUUUGUGGACUACCAGACCACCAUGGUAAAGUUCUCCAAGGCCAUCGCCAUCACUGCACAGGAGAUGAUGACCAAGUCGGUAACUUGCCCUGAAGAGCUCGGUGGCCUUGCCUCUCAGGUGACAGUGGACUAUGGACAGCUUUCACACCAAGGACGCCUUGCCGCAGCCACCGCAGAGCCAGAGGAGGUCGGUUUCCAGAUAAAGUCACGGGUGCAAGAGCUGGGCCAUGGCUGUAUCUACCUGGUCCAGAAGGCUGGAGCCCUGCAGCUCAGCCCCACUGACAGCUUCUCCAAAAGGGAGCUCAUCGAGUGUGCCCGCGCAGUCACAGAGAAGGUGUCCUUGGUCCUGUCAGCACUACAGGCGGGGAACAAAGGCACCCAGGCCUGUAUCACAGCAGCCAGCGCUGUUUCUGGCAUCAUCGCUGACCUGGACACCACCAUCAUGUUCGCCUCAGCUGGAACACUGAACCCUGAGAAUGAAGAGUCUUUUGCUGACCACAGGGAGAGCAUCUUGAAGACAGCCAAGGCGCUGGUGGAGGACACCAAGCUGCUGGUCGCUGGAGCCGCGUCCAGCCAGGAGAGACUGGCGCAGGCUGCCCAGUCCUCAGCCAAGACCAUCACCCAGCUCACUGAGGUGGUCAAACUAGGAGCCACCAGCAUGGGCUCUGAGGACCCCGAGACACAGGUGGUUCUGAUAAAUGCGGUGCGUGAUGUGGCCAAGGCUCUGGCCGAACUCAUCGGUGCCACCAAAUGUGCCGCAGGGAAGCCGGCUGACGACCCGUCCAUGUAUCAGCUGAAGAGCGCUGCCAAGGUCAUGGUGACCAACGUGACGUCUCUUCUAAAAACAGUGAAGGCAGUGGAGGAUGAAGCCACUCGCGGGACGAGGGCACUGGAGGCCACCAUUGAGUGCAUCAAGCAGGAGCUGACAGUGUUCCAGUCCAAGGACAUCCCAGACAAGCCCACCACGCCCGAGGAGUUCAUCCGCAUGACAAAGGGCAUCACCAUAGCAACGGCCAAGGCAGUGGCUGCAGGCAACUCUGCCCAGCAGGAGGACGUGAUCGCCACUGCCAACCUGAGCCGCAAAGCCAUCUCCGAUAUGCUGACUACCUGCAAGCAAGCAGCGCACCACCAAGAAGUGGGGGAGGAACUGAGGGUGAGGGCCCUGCAGUACGGCUAUGAGUGCACCAGUGGAUACAUCAACCUUCUGGAGCAAGUGCUGCAGGUGUUGCAGAGACCCACGCCGGAGCAGAAGCAGCAGCUGGCCGUACACUCGAAGCAUGUGGCGGCGUGUGUGACAGAGCUCGUCCAGACAGCUGAGGCCAUGAAAGGAUCAGAGUGUGUGGACCCCGAGGACCCAACUGUCAUCGCUGAGACUGAGCUCCUUGGAGCAGCAGCGUCCAUUGAAGCUGCAGCCAAGAAACUAGAGCAGCUGAAACCCAGGGCCAAGCCCAAGCAGGCAGAUGAGACACUGGAUUUUGAGGAGCAGAUCUUAGAGGCCGCAAAGUCCAUCGCUGCAGCAACUAGUGCUCUUGUUAAAUCUGCAUCGGCAGCUCAGAGAGAACUAGUGGCACAAGGAAAGGUGGGAUCCAAUCUCGCCAAUGCAGUGGAUGACGGCCAGUGGUCACAGGGUCUCAUAUCAGCGGCGCGUAUGGUAGCAGCAGCCACCAGUAACCUGUGUGAGGCGGCUAACGCCUCAGUUCAGGGUCACGCCAGCGAGGAGAAGCUCAUCUCUUCAGCCAAACAGGUCGCGGCUUCCACAGCUCAGCUGCUGGUGGCCUGCAAGGUGAAGGCAGACCAGGAUUCUGAAGCCAUGAGGAGACUACAGGCUGCCGGCAAUGCGGUGAAGCGAGCGUCAGACAACCUGGUGAAGGCGGCUCAGAAAGCAGCGUUUGACAAGAAUGAAGAUGAUAGUGUGGUGGUAAAGACCAAAUUUGUUGGAGGCAUAGCUCAGAUCAUUGCAGCUCAGGAGGAGAUGCUGAGGAAGGAGCGGGAGCUGGAGGAAGCCCGCAAGAAGCUGGCUCAGAUCCGACAGCAGCAGUACAAGUUCCUGCCCAGCGAGUUGAGGGAGGAUGAGGGCUGAUUGGCUGAGCGGGGAGGAUGUGUGCUGCGCUGAUGAGACCCUCUUGUCAUGGGAUGAUGUUGCCGAUGGCUGCUUUACUCUCAUAUAACCGAGGAAUAUACAGCACUUGAAACAGGCCUGUUUGGUGAGAAAAAACAAGUGCCUGUGCUCUGUAGUGUAUUUGUAUGUGUGUAUGUGUGUGCAUCACGUGCGUAUGUAUUUCUCAGUGAAUGACAUUGACAUUCAAUAAGGAGAAAGCUGUUACAGUUGUCAAUAUAAGCAAGUCGAGACAGUAUGAUAAAGUUGUAUGAUAAAUGUAUCAUUGCUUUGUGGGUGUUACUGCAUCAUGAGCAUUACUGACUGUUACAAUCAUGAAAUGAAGAUGUUAUGAAUGCAGAAAUCCUCUAUAAUCUUUGAAUGUUCUAUACUUGUUGAAGGUUCAGAGCAAAUAGGAAUGAACUGAUGAUAUCUCUGCAACUGGCAGAACAAACCUAAGGGUCCAUAGCUUCUAUUCUAUAUGUAAAAAACCUCUAAUGGUUUAGAAAAAGGCAGGAGGGGAGGGGGGGUACCUCAUUUCACCACUGGCUUGCAUGCACCAUAAUGUCUAUACAUAUCAAUGAAGCUACUAACCAAUAGAGUAGUAUAGAGUCAAAAGGCACUUGUAUUUUACUAAUAAAAAUGUGAAAUUAGGGUUUGCUGUUAAUCUAGUAAACCUUUGGAAAUCAAGGAUUCUGAUUAAACUAACUUGUUCAGCGUCACACCAAACAAUGAGGGGUUGUGAUUGGUUUAAAUGACAAGUAAAAAGACAAAACAAAAAAACAGACCACUGGCCAACAAUAGCUAUAAAUAUAUUUAUUCUUGACUAAUUUUUCUAAAGAGCAAGUAGUUCUUUAAGAUGCGGACAGUUGUAAUCUGUGUUCUUUAUCAGAAUUUGGACUGUAUGUGACCAAAUAUGUCAUGCUCCUCUUACAUCAUGCCACUUCCUGUAACCCCCACAUACACAGAGCUGUGUAAGGAAUAUAUGUUUACAUUAUUUGUCAUUGUUUGUUCUCUCUUGUCUUCAUGUUUUAAUUCCUCUCCCAUUACCACUGUCCAGGUUUGGUUUCGGUGCCCGCUGUACUGUACACUUGCACAUACACAUACACACACAAACACACUCACAUACAGUUAUUUUCCACUAGUCACUGCCCUGUCCUGGUAAAGGCAUUUUCACUUUAGACUGAAUGUCUAUAGCAAUACAUUACGCAGAAGAUGAUAAUAAUAAUGAGAGCCUGUGCUGUUAUUGGAUGGAAGAUUGGAUGUGUGCAAUGAUAUUUGGCUUUGGGCUCUUGAAUGGAACAAGCAGACAUUCUGCACUGAAGUUGCUCAUAAACCUACGCACUGAAGAAGGCAAUUUAAAGCUUCCAUUAUAUUUAAUGUGGGACAUUCUCCUAACAAACUAGAAGGAAAUGGCUUCAAGCUCUGAUUGAGGAAACUGAUUCAAUGAUUUUUUUUUUUUUUUUUUUUCAUUUCUUGAGUAUAUUAAUGUAUAAUAUAUUGGAAAUUUUAAGCAGUUCAUCUCAGUCUAUCCAUGCCAGUGUCUGGUCUGCAUUGUGUACUAGUGCCUUACUUGAGUCUGCCCUGUGAGCAGCUGAAGAUCAGGCUGGGUGGGAGCCUGAGCCUUUUCCUCUCUGGAUCAGAACAUUAUGCCAGUCUAAUGCCCAUCGGGGUCUUAAUAAACUGACACCUAGUCCUUUGCCAUACAGUACAAUGCCUUGGCUGGUGACCUACCUGCCUACAACGUUAUAAUGCUGAUACAAAAGGGCAUCUGUGGAUACCUUAGGAUUAAGAGACCAUAUCGGAAGACUAACACUAGACUGCAUUCCAUGAGCAUGUGGCAAUUUGUGUUUGAAGUCAAGAAAUUGUUGAAAUUCAUUACGCCAAGUCCCUCUUAAAUGUUGGACCGAAUAACUUCCUUGUUUCAUUGUCUAAUCACUAUAAAAAAAAAAUAAGUUUUUAUCAGUAAAUGUCAGAAUUACCCUGAAAUAUAUUGUCUAACUGAUUUGUCUAAGUAUUAACGGAAAUAGAAAAAGUUACUAGCUCUGUUAUGAAUCGGUGUUGUGCUUUCUUUAACAGACUGCAUUAGUUUUAUGAUUUGAUGCUGUAUGUAUAAUAUUUAUCUGGUCACAAAAGUAUUUUUUGUAUUCACAAAAAAAUAAAAGAGUUUC
Messenger RNA from Seriola dumerili (greater amberjack), 9907 nucleotides. It is a transcript of the gene tln2b, whose product is annotated as talin 2. The record is from RefSeq and is a predicted model, not a curated record. NCBI's taxonomy places the organism in Eukaryota, Metazoa, Chordata, Actinopteri, Carangiformes, Carangidae. Gene Ontology annotation, cellular component: ruffle; plasma membrane; focal adhesion. The transcript has 57 exons. Gene Ontology annotation, molecular function: structural constituent of cytoskeleton; actin filament binding; integrin binding. The coding region runs from base 63 to 7721 and encodes 2552 amino acids. Gene Ontology annotation, biological process: cell-cell adhesion.